Oppia nitens is the source of this 648-nucleotide messenger RNA. RefSeq names its product 40S ribosomal protein S11-like (gene RpS11). Lineage: Eukaryota; Metazoa; Arthropoda; Arachnida; Sarcoptiformes; Oppiidae. Gene Ontology annotation, molecular function: structural constituent of ribosome. Gene Ontology annotation, biological process: translation. The record is from RefSeq and is a predicted model, not a curated record. The coding region runs from base 128 to 598 and encodes 156 amino acids. The transcript is spliced from 4 exons. Gene Ontology annotation, cellular component: cytosolic small ribosomal subunit; ribosome.
AGUGAUUUUGAUAUCCUUUUCCUUUUUGACAAAACCUUUGGUAUGUUUUCAACAUUUUUUAACUGUUAUUACAAUUAAUUGUUAUUAAGAGGUCUUUGAUUAUCAUUAGGUGAUACUUCUGUAAUCAAUGGCAGAUCAGACCGAAAGGGCUUUUCAAAGACAGCCGACCAUCAAUUUGGUGAGAAAACCAGUGAUCGGCAAACAAAAAGUCAGAAAGACUUUGAGAUACAUCCGUAAUGUUGGCCUCGGAUUCAAAACUCCACGAGAAGCCAUCGAAGGUUCUUAUAUUGACAAGAAGUGUCCAUUUACUGGCAAUGUUGCCAUCAGAGGGCGUAUAUUGCGAGGAGUGGUGAUUAAGAUGAAGAUGCAGAGGACUGUUGUUAUCAGAAGAGAUUACCUGCACUUCAUCAAGAAAUACAACCGUUUUGAGAAACGACACCGAAAUAUGUCCGUUCAUUUGUCUCCAUGUUUUAGAGACGUAGCUCUGGGCGAUUGGGUUACAGUUGGAGAGUGUAGACCACUGAGUAAAACAGUUCGCUUCAAUGUCCUUAAAGUGACCAAAUCUGCGAGCGCUAAGAAAUCGUUUCAAAAAUUUUGAAUUAUUGCUAAAUUUGAUUGAAAUAAAUAAACUUUUUUGAUUUAAAUUGA